Messenger RNA from Hyla sarda, 3215 nucleotides. RefSeq names its product nudix hydrolase 12 (gene NUDT12). Gene Ontology annotation, cellular component: cytosol. Gene Ontology annotation, molecular function: NADH pyrophosphatase activity; protein binding; metal ion binding. Bases 59 to 1504 code for a protein of 481 amino acids. Gene Ontology annotation, biological process: NADP+ catabolic process; NAD+ catabolic process. The record is from RefSeq and is a predicted model, not a curated record. The transcript is spliced from 7 exons. NCBI's taxonomy places the organism in Eukaryota, Metazoa, Chordata, Amphibia, Anura, Hylidae.
UUCACGCGAACACUAUUUGCUACAGUGGCAGAAUAUUUCACAUGAACAGCCAUUUCCAAUGAUUACUAAAUACAUUAUGCCCAUUUACCGAUCCAAAUAUAAAAAAAAUAAAAAAAAAACUAUAGCGCUGGUCGGACUGGGACGGGAAAUGCAAAAUCCCAGGAAAGAAAUGGUUGCUCAGCUGCACAACUUCUGCGCUCUGGGCGAUACUACUAAGCUGUUUGCUCUUCUAAGUCAUUCAUCCUCGAUCAUUAAUGAAACCGCCGAAAACGGAUGGAGUGCUCUUAUGUACGCAGCCAGGAAUGGCCACUUUGAUGUAGUGAAGAUGCUUUUGGAGAAAGGGUGCGACAAGACAUCGGUAAACAAAUCUCGACAGACUGCUUUAGAUAUCGCCAAGUUUUGGGGUCACAAACACAUUGUAAACUUGCUCUCAAGUGCUAGAGGUGGAGCAAAGCCUCAUUUUUUGUCAGAUGCUAAAGAGGAGUAUGAGAAUUAUUUCAGCAAGACAUUUCUGGACAGAAGAAGCGAUAAACGGGCAGAUACUAACUGGUUAAAAUCCAAGCACACAGACGCCAGUUCAGUAUACAUCAUUUUUUCCAACCUAGGUCCGCUUGUAUCGCUAAUUGGUACAAAAGAUAGCGCACAAGAGCCAGAAAUCAGGCUCUGCAGACUGCAGCAUGAAGAUGUGGAGGAAUUCUUGUCAAAGCCCGAUGAGGUCUCAUUAAUAUUUCUUGGAGUGGAAACCCAAUUAAAUAAUCCACAUUCAGCAGAACAGGAAGAUGGACUGGUGGCCUGGUUUGCCCUUAAUGUGGAGAAUUUAUCUACAGAUCCGUUUGAAAGAAAAUUUGAAGGCUGCUAUUUCCUUCAACCCCCAAUGCCGACCCUGUUGCAGCUAGUUGGCAUGGAAGCAGGAAUUUUGGCACAAGCCCGCUCUGUCCUUGCCUGGCACAAUCGAUACAAAUACUGCCCGACCUGUGGUGGUAAGACAAUAAUUGAGGAGGGUGGAUACAAGCGGACAUGUGUAGCAGAGGGGUGCCCCAGCUUACAAGGAAUUCAUAAUACAUCAUAUCCAAGAGUGGAUCCUGUGGUGAUAAUGCUCAUCGUUCACCCUGAUGGAAACCAUUGUCUUCUGGGGAGACAGAAGAGAUUUCCUCCUGGCAUGUUCUCUUGUUUAGCAGGCUUUAUUGAACCAGGAGAAACGUUAGAAGAUGCUGUCCGUAGAGAGGUGAAAGAGGAGAGCGGCAUUAAAGUUGGCCAUGUUCAGUAUGUUUCAUGCCAGCCCUGGCCAAUGCCUUCCUCCCUUAUGAUUGGUUGCUUAGGUGUCGCAAUAUCCACAGAAAUAACAGCUGACAAGACUGAAAUAGAAGAUGCUCGUUGGUUCACUAGAGAACAGGUUAUAGAAGCCUUAAUCAAAGGAAACCAGCAACACCUCGUAGUGCCACCAAGGCAUGCCAUCGCCCACCAGUUAAUAAAGCACUGGAUUGGAAUGAAUUCUAACCUAUAGUGGCAUAAAAACAGAGCUUUGUAUCUUAUAAAAAAUUACAAUGUAAUUAUCAAGCGUGUCAAUUUAUAAAGAAAAAAUAUCAUGUGAAUAAUUCUUGUUAAUAAUCCUAAAGCUAUGCUGACAUGCCGUAUUCUGAAUGUAAAAUCCUAUAUAGGUACCUUUGCACCUUGUAAUUCAUAUAUUAAGACACAUCUACAACUUUUCGUGCAGGAUCCAGAAAUUCGGAUUAAAAGAAACCUCAGCAAAAAAUGUUCAAUGUUACUAGUUCAAAAUUGAUUUAUUUGGAUGAACAUGAUAAUUCUGGUAAUAAUGUAUAAUAAUAAUAAUUAUAGAAUUUAUAAUAAAUAUCUGCUGGUAAAGAGUAAACUUCAGUACCUUGGACGGUGUGUUGUUACUGUACAUCUGUAAGUAGGUGAUGCAGCAACUCCUGAACAUUUUGAACACCAUUUCAAAGCUGCAAAUCUCUAGAGCAAUAUCUGUGCAGACAACAAAAAUGGCAGUGGUAAGUGCAAUAUAAGUAAUGCAAUGUAUUUGCUUUACUUUUUAUGUGUGUGAAUUCUGUAUACAGAUGCUUAAAGGGGUUAUCCACCUUAAAGUAAUUUAGCACUUACCUGCUAGACAGUACAGGACAAGCUUAGGAAGGAUCCGGGCUUGUCUUCAGGCUAAAUGGUGUGAGAUUACCUUAAUACUGUGGCUAUCUUUUUAUGAAAUUGCUAUUUCCUGUUGGAGUUUCCUCUAUCCAACUACAAGUCCCAUAAUUCCUUGUUUGUUAGUGUGAGGUCACUUUUCUCCUUCCCACACAUCAGCCACCCCACCCAUUGAAACACACGUUUUCUGCCUUCCAUUCAAUAGAUCAGUGUUUUCUGACCAGGAUGCCUCUAGCUGCUGCAAAACCAGAAUGAUCUCUCUCCCACCCAGUGGUCGCUCCAACCAUUGAAGCAAAGUCAGGCUCCCUUAGCCAUCAGUCAUUUUGUAUACUGUUAAAAAUAAACAUUGGGGCAAAAAUCACAUAAUAAUUGCAAGAUCACCAUAAAAUACAGGUACAGACACUAUAUUAUGAACUACACUAACCAUAGAGCCCCUGUAGCAUAAAAAUAAAUCAUGGAAUAGCCUAUUAAACGUAUAUGGAAGAUCCCUGGAAAAUCUGAAGGUAACCAUUUGUAUGUAUAUACUGUAAUAUGUAUGAUACAUAACGUAAGCCUGAUACAUAUUUCAUCAUUCUCUUCUGCUAGCAUAACUUCAUGCAGCUAUAGGAACUCUAUAUGGAGUGUUCAGUUUAGGCAGGAGAGUAGCUGGCCAUAGGAGAGAUUUGGUUAUGAUAUGUGUCCCAAUGGCAGAGGGGAAUUGUAGUUAGAUUCUGGGCUUGAGCAGGGAAUAAAGUCCUCUCAUGCAUAACAGUGCAAUCUGAAUUAGUUAAAGGGUUAUUCACAACUGUCUUUUUACAUUGUCUGUGCUGUGCACGCUCAGUGCAGCUUUCUGGUUUGACCCUUAGAUGUAUAGGCCAGUCCCAUGGAGUUCAGGCCAGUAACAUACACACUGCCACACCAAUCUCCCAACCUGCCAUCACUUUCCUACUUUGUGCAGAGAGAGGGAAUGGUGUUACCACCAGCCUGACGACUGCUUCUAGGUCUGUAAGCUAUACAAUGAGCUGUCAACAAGGAAAGGGGAAAACAAGCCCAUAUCACUGAAAGGAUGCAAGAAUGUUAAAGGG